Messenger RNA from Anopheles coustani, 5916 nucleotides. Its product is annotated as mucin-19. The record is from RefSeq and is a predicted model, not a curated record. The transcript has 2 exons. Bases 408 to 5267 code for a protein of 1619 amino acids. NCBI's taxonomy places the organism in Eukaryota, Metazoa, Arthropoda, Insecta, Diptera, Culicidae.
UUCCGAGGCUUCAUCUUCAUCGCGGAAGCGUCUCGUCUCGUUGUUGCCGCAGAACUUACUUACUAUUGCCUUUUUCUGCUGUUAGUUACGUGAAGGUUAGGCGACGAGGUGAACUGCUUAGUGUUUUCCUCCGCGUGGAACUACCAUAUGCGCGCAAAGAAAACGGUACCCGCACUACGUACCGUUGACCACCUGCACUGCGAAAGCCUGUGAACCAGUGCGUCUGUGUGUCGUACUCAUAUCCGCUUUCGCGAGGCAAAAUAUGUAUCGUUCUUAGUGAAUAAGUGUAUCCGCCAAUCAAGACAGUCGAACGAAAACACGUUCCAUCGACGGGACGCGACGUUUCACUCGCGUGGUAUCGAUUAAAAGUUACCCUCAGCUCAGCAAGGCGGAAGUGUCACAUCAACAUGUUCGAUCAGGAUCGAUCGACGCGUGAAGGUGGAUCGUCGAGGGGGUUGGCUGCUGCCCGACCGUCCACCGGGGAAUCAUCCGACUCACCUUCAUUCAGUGGUGGUAGCAAGUCUAGGUUGGGCCUGUUCGCUGUUGGAGGAGGGGGACUAAGUCGAACGUUGAGCACACCGCCGAUAGCGGAAUCGACGCAUAUCGGCAACUGCAGUCUAGGUUGGAACGGUGCCAGCCCUGGUGGACAGUCCAAACGGAGGCCCACCUCACCGUUGCAAAACAAUCGCAGUCUUUUUAAGAGUAGUGGAAACCUUUCCAGCAUUGGGCUUGGGCGUUCAAGUUUACAAGUUUAUGCCGAUGCGCAAAGUCCGGGCUUGGUGAAUCGAUUGGUAAGAUACUACGACGCCGAUCAGUCAACCGUGAUGAACCGUUCCCAGUCACUGUCGAGCGUGUACAACAAACCGGGCCAGUUCCCGUUGGUACAUUUGCGCAAGCAGGAACUGCGCUACGGGGCAAACAACGCCGCUCGGCGACGGGGGAAUCUGAGCACGAUUCGGAUCGCGGCACCAGAAAGAUCGUUCUUGCAGCAAAGCAAACGUAGCAGCAUUCUUCGCACUGGUUCCAUGUUUCUUUCCGGUGUAAACAACGAAGCGUCAAACGAUUCGUUGUUUGGUGGUCGCGGUGGAACGGUACCGGGUGCCUCAAAAACCACUACCAGCACCACCACCACAACCACCGCUGGAAACGAAUCGGAUGCGGAGAAUCGAGUGAUUACGCCUUGCGCCGAACUGGAAGCGACACCGACCCGGAGCGUACUAGACGCGUUGAAGGAAAUAUCACGCAAGCGUAUCAACAACGAGGAGCUGGAUGCGGAUCGGAUAAAAAAGCAGUGCAAGGAACUUUCCGAACUGGAUGCGGCUGGCAGUGGGCCACCGUCGUCGACGGCAGCCGUUGCGAUAGGCACGCUUGGAAUGGCAACCAAGAGAAGCCGCGAACAGGCAGGCAGUCCAUCGUCACCAUCGGAAGGUGGUGCCGUGUCGGCAAUGGACAGAGCGGGCAAUGGAACGAGCAUCGGUGGUGGUGACCGGCAAACACUCAAGAAGCGAUUUUGUACCAAGAACAACGAUAUCCUCAGUUCGCUCAGCUCGAGCACGCUGAUCGUAAACACCCCGAAACGUGUCGCAUUGCCGCGCGUGGAACGGCGCUUCAACAUGAACCAGACACCGUCGGUGAUCACACCCGGAACCUCGAUGAAGUACCCAAUGCCAACGUCAUCCUCCACCAUGCUGGUGGGACCAACGACACCGGAAAAGUUCUCCAACAUGCUGCUUGAUUCACCUUCUUCCACGAUUCGGCGUAAAGAGAGUUCAACAAACGCUGGUCCGAAAGCGAUGGCACCAGCAACGACAUUACCAAGUACCCUGAUGACGACAGCAACGGGGAUGGCGAUGAUCGGAGAGCAGCGGGAACAACCCACGCGACCAAAGAUAACCCUCUUCAAUCGCCCGUAUGACGCCACGGUCAAAAACACAUCGACCGUUGCUAGCGACGGCGAAGAGGACGAGCACGGCGAGGGCGGUGGAAAGGUGCAGUUUGUCAAGCCGAAGGACAAAUCGCCACAGCUGAGCGGCAGCAGUAGCAUCAGUAGCGCUUCGUCGCGUGACCCGCUCAAAAAGCCAUCCACCUCGAAGCUGUCGGUCAUGUUGAAAUGUUUAAACGGCGAUCUGGACGAAGAUUACGAAGGAGAAGAAGAUGAAGUGGAGGAGGUGCGAGAGCCGAUUGGGCAUCUACCAGCAAAGCCAGGAGCAUCAACGUCGGCAUCACAGCCAGGAUUAGGAUUUACGUUCAAUUCUACCACUAAAGAUACGGUCGAUGCUCCGGCAAAGGAACAGAACGUGGCUCAACCCAAGCAGACGGAAACGGGUAAGGAAAGGCCAACUGAAACCCUUUCCAACGCUGCGACAGCAGGAACAACACCGGCGGCCACGGCAACGAGUAGCGGCAUUUCGGCGCUUAUCAACAGUCCAAUCAAAGAUACUGGUUUGGGAAAAAUUUCUUCCGUCAAUGAGACCAACUCCGAGAAGCAGGCGGAAGGUGAAAAGCGGAAUGACCCGAUUCCCGUUGUGUCACCGCCGCAGCCCGGUGAAGCUCCAAUACCGAUUGUCUUUUCUAUCGGUGCCUCAUCGCCGGCAAAGACAACAACUGCGGUCAGUUCGACGGGUUUUACAUCACCAACUGGCGGUGCAUCGACGGGUUCCACUGCUACGUCGGGAAUUGUUGCUCCCGCGGCAACGUUCUCCUUCGGUACCACGCCAGUUGCGGCGAAAAAAUCCGACGCUCCACAGACGACGACCUCGGCGAACCUGAUUUCAUUCUCUCCAGCACCAGCGGCGUCUGGAACUACGACGUUUGGAUCAACGUUUGGGGCUAAACCAUCCUCUCCGGUGAUUCAAUUUGGCAGUGUGACAACCACCCAAUCGACGACGCAGUCGACAGCCUCGUCUGGAUCGACGUUUACUUUCGCUGGUAAAGCAGCGGCUUCCCCUACGUUGGCAUCAACGACGACCACUGGAGCUGCACCUAAAGUGACCUCCCCGACGUUCACCUUCGGCAGUGGAAGCACGUUCAGUGCGUUCAAGACACCGACAGCGCCGGUUUCCUCGACGACGCCCACCAAAACAACCGGAGUGGCCAGUCCACCAAGCUCCGGCUCACUGUUUGCCAUGCCUGCUCCAGUGCCGGCCGCUCCAGGAUCUACUUUUACUUUCGGUGCAAAACCAGCUGGCGGGGCCAUCGCCACCACGACCGCACCCGGUACUCUACCGUCGGCGUCGUCCUCCUCCUCAGUGUUUGGCUCCGUGCUGGGUGCCGGCGUUCCGGCAACGACCUCAUCCACAACUACGGGAGCAACGCUUGGAACAACCUUUACCUUUGGUGGGGCGGCAACAACUGCUGCCACAACUGCGGCGCCGGCACCAACGACAGCUUUUACCUUUGGUGGCGCCGGGGCAACAGCAACAAACCCCCCGGCAAACGCUGCGACGUCUGCGCCAGUCUCUACAACCUCGUCGACAUUCCCCGCGUUUGGUGCAUCGGCAUCGACAGCUCCCGCUGCGGCACCAUUCGUGUUCGGUGGUCCAAAGCCUUCCGCAGUCGCUGGCGCCUCCACGACGGCACCAACGACGACAGCGUCAUCGACUACGCCUGCGUCGACCAACCUCUUCGCCUCUGCGGCAGCGGCUUCGUCCAACACUACCGCCACCUCGAAUCUGUUCGGCGGCUCAUCGGCCACUGGAGCACCAGCAACCGGCACGAACCUGUUCGGUGGAAGCGCGUCCGGAAGUACGUCCAUUUUCGGUGCGCCAGCAGCAACCAAUGCAAACCAAGGACCGACCUCCACGGCACCCGGUGGUGGCACGACAUCGUCCUCCAGUCCGUUCACGUUCGGUGCGAAGCCGAACACAAUCGCACCACUGAAUGGGCCAUCGACUAAUUCGACCACCGGUGGAUCAAUCUUUGGUGCUGCCGCUGCAGCUGCACAGCAACCUUCCUCCGCCAACCAGACUACACCGGGUGGACUGUUUACAUUCGGCUCGGGAGGUGCCGGCACUGGAUCAGCACCGCAGGUGCCUACCUUUGGUGCCCCAGCGGCGUCGGCUACCACUGGGACCACCGGAUCAAACUCCUCGGCAGCGCCUUUCACGUUCGGUGCGGCUGCCUCGAAACCGGCCCAAGCGGCUGCAAAUGCCCCUGCCGCCACCGCAGGAGGUGGUAUUUUUGGUUCCAUUGCGGGCAAUAACAAUAGCACCAACAGCAGCGGCAAUAACAACACGGGUACCGUUCCUGCAUUCGGUGCGGGAAUUAACGGCGGUGCCACAACCGGUACUUUCGGUGGGGGUGCAAUCUUCGGUUCGUCUGCCACCAAUAGCAAUCCGGUGGCUGCUGGCACUGGCAGUGGAACGUCAAUUUUCGGUUCCAACACACAAACCGCCAACGGUCCACAGCAGAACGUGCCCGGACAGCAGGCAUCAUCCGGCACCGGAGGACUAUUUACAUUCGGUGGUGCCGCCACCAACAGUUCGACCGGAGGAAACACAUUCGGCAGUGCAACAAACGCAGCCGGUGCCUCCACCACAUUCGGAAGUUUGGCGAAUAACGCUGCAUCGGCUGGCCUUACCAACGGUAUCGGUGGCAACAAACCGUUCACCUUCGGUGCAAGCGCCACGGCUUCGCCGGCUCAACAGCAGCAGCAACAACAACAAGCGCCGGCACCAGCCCCAGUAUCCGGUGGGUUCAAUUUCAACCUCGGUUCGAACGCCCCGAAUGCAGCACCGAAGCCGUUCUCCUUCUCCGCUGGGAACGCGUCCACUGGAAACGCAGUCCAAUCACCGCCGAUGUUUGGAUCACCCGCGUCCAAUCAAUCUUCGGCAGCCCCGUUUACCUUCGGUGCUUCCGCAGCGAACAACAACCCCACCAACAACAACAACAACAAUGCCAGCAAUGUAGCCUCCCCGGGACCGUUCACCUUUGGUCAAACGCAACAACAGCACCAACAACAACCGCAGCAGCAGCAACAACAGCAGGGAACGGCUUUCAACUUCUCCGCCGGCAAUGUGGCGGCCGUCGCACCGCAACCCCAGCAGCAGCAGCAGCAACCGCCAGCGUUUAACUUCGGUGCCGCGGCGGCACAGUCACCGUUCGGGGCGCUCACCAGUCCCGGUGCCCCACCGGCAUUCGGUGGUGCGCCCACGUUCGCCGCACCGGUCGGUGGUAUGCCGACAUUCAGCAUCGGUACAAACUCGACCCCGAACGGACCGCCGACCGGUCAGCGAAGGAUAAAGUUCGCAACCCGUCGGGUCAAGUGACCGUAGAAGUGACGACUGGACGGUGGCGGCGAACAACCGAUCACCACGUUCCAGCUCGAAAUAAGUUAGCUGAAGCCUCUCCCAAAUCCCCUCCACCGCCUGCUACGGAGUGUUACGGGGAUCUAUGAAUAUCUUGUAAAGAGAACCAAAACUAUGUUGAUGAUUAUGAUGAAGAUUCGUUUCCUUUUCCUUUUCCACCGCCAUUGCCAGCGAUCCAGUGUUAGCUUUUUGGCCCCCUUCGUUUUCUUUCUACACAGAAAAUAAGUUUCUGUGCAUGGCUGUACCAUUUUAAGUGUUCUGUGUUUGUGUAUUUCCUUUUCAUAAGGUACUAAUCGUUGCCGUUUUCUUGUUGGAUAGUUACAAAAUGAGUGUAUUUGGAACCGACGAUGUUUUGUCCGAAUGUAAAUGCCUUUUUAUUCUAUAUUGUUUUGUGACGCAAAGGAUCACAUUAUUACUGUGUGGGAAUUCAGCGUACAGUGAAAUAAAUUAACAAAAAAAAAACACACACACACGCAGACACACUGAAUCACUCAAAUAAACUAAUCACUAAACUAAUAUGCAUAUAAAAUAAUGAAUUGUAAAACCAAGAAAGAGAAAGGAUCGAAUAAAAUAGCAUCCGGGCGCAAAUGGAAUUUAUAUUCAAACCGUA